AUAAUUUAUAUCUUGACAUGAAUGGCAUUAUUCAUCACUGCUCCCAUCCAAAUGAUGUGGAUGCUCACUACCGCAUAUCAGAAGACAAAAUUUUCCUUGAUAUAUUCAACUACAUCGAUCAUUUAUUCACAAAGAUCAAACCAAAACAAUUGUUUUUCAUGGCAGUGGACGGAGUUGCCCCAAGGGCUAAGAUGAAUCAACAACGAGGUAGACGGUUCAGAACAGCUAAAGAAGCUGCAGAAGCAAUUCGAAGAGCUGAAUCUAAAGGAGAGGCAUUGCCACAAGAGGCACCGUUUGAUAGUAAUUGUAUUACACCAGGCACGGGAUUCAUGGCAAAGCUUUCUCUUCAACUCGAAUAUUUUAUUAACAAAAAAGUAUCAGAAGAUGCUAAUUGGAGAGGCGUACAAAUAGUAUUAUCUGGGCAUGGCGUACCAGGAGAAGGCGAACAUAAAAUAAUGGAAUAUAUCCGUAAUGCUAAAGCUCAAUCGGACUAUAACCCUAAUGUUAGACACUGUUUAUAUGGAUUGGAUGCAGAUCUAAUUAUGCUGGGGCUUUUGAGCCAUGAUCCACAUUUUGCUUUGCUUAGAGAAGAGGUUACAUUUGGGCCUAGCAGCAAAAAGAAAAAGCAUGGACGAAUAGAAUCGCAGAACUUCUACUUAAUGCACUUAUCGCUCUUGCGAGAAUAUCUAGAUCUUGAAUUUUCCACUCUUCGAGAAUCACUCCCUUUCGAAUACAAUCUCGAACGAAUAAUAGACGACUUUAUUUUGUUGGCGCUUUUCGUCGGCAACGAUUUUAUUCCACAUUUGCCUAAUCUUCAUAUUGCUGAAGGCGCACUUGGUUUAAUGUUUCAAGUUUACAAGAAAGUUUUACCACAAGCUGGUGGAUAUAUUAAUGAUGGGGGAUUAUUAGAUAUGAAGAGAUUAGAGAUGAUAUUUAAAGAAUUAACCGUUUUUGAGAGAGACAUUUUUGAAGGCGAGUUUGUGGAUUUAAAAUAUUUCAAAGGAAAGCAACGAAAAUAUCUAGAACAAAUCGAAAAAGAUAAAAAAAAGAAGAAAUUAGUGAUGACUCCGAGACAGCAAGAAAUCUUUAGACAGACUAAAGAGUUGGUUGAAUCACGGUCCCAAAAACCUAUUCAUUUUCCUGUUGAUUAUCCUGCGCGGGACCGUGUUUUCAUUCAAAAUUUAGCAAAAGAUUUAGCUAUUCAACAUUCAGUAGAAUAUCAUGAAGAUGGAGAAGAUAAACAUGUUUAUGUAGAAUAUGAUUCAGAAGAUGAGUCUGAAGAAGAAAUGAAAGAAAUGAGAGAAAAAGCGUUUAAAAAAUAUGAAACUGCAGAAAUUAUUGAAGAAGAUGAUGUAGAGGCUUUUGAGGAAAAAGAAAGGCAACAAUAUGAAACGAAAUUUAUUGAUUGGAAAAAAGAAUAUUAUAUGGGAAAGAUGAAUAUCGACUAUGAUAAUCCGGAACAAAUGGAUGGUAUAGUCGGCUCUUAUGUAGAAGGUUUGCAGUGGGUAUUACACUAUUAUUAUAACGGUGUAGCGUCUUGGGGAUGGUUUUAUUCAUAUCACUAUUCACCGAAAAUAUCUGACUUGUACGAUUUAGAAAAAUUUGAUAUCCAGUUCGAACUUGGUAGACCCUUUAAACCUUUUGAACAAUUAAUGGGUGUUUUACCCGAAGGGAGUAAAAAACUUUUACCACCUGCAUACCAGGCUCUCAUGACAGACACUGAUUCGCCGAUAAUAGACUUUUAUCCUAAAGAAUUUGAACUAGAUAUGAAUGGAAAAAAGCAAGAUUGGGAAGCCGUAGUUAAUAUCCCAUUUAUUGACCAAAAAAGGCUAAUAUCAGCUCUUAAUUCCAGAGAACAUCUACUGACUGAAGAAGAAAAGCAGAGAAACAAAUUUGGGGAAAGUCUCAUGUUCACAUACGACCAGAACAUAAACGAAAAAUAUCCGUCUUCUCUGCCAGAUUUUUUCCCAGAUAUUAAUCAUUGCCAUUGUCGAAUGGAAACCUAUUACCUUCCUACUUUAAAUGGUUUAAAACUUGUUAAAGGAUUGUGUGAUGGAGUUAAAUUAGGUAUGAAAGCUAUGGCAGGGUUUCCAUCAUUAGAAACCAUUCCUCAUACUGGAAUGCUUAGCAGACACGGUGUCAAUGUUUUCAAUUCCGAAAGCAGAAAUGAAACAAUGGUUAUUACGCUUGUGAAUGAGUUUGCUAACAUGAAAAUGGAAGAUAUUGCAAUGAAAACGGUUGGCAAAAGAAUAUUUGUUGGUUGGCCUUUUCUCCAAGAGGCUUACGUGCAGGCUAUUUCCGAUGAACUUUUCAGAUAUGAACUUGCAAAUUUGAAUGUUCAGAGACAAGAUGUUAGAAAUACCCAAACUAUUAAAAAUCCUCAAGUUAUUAAGAAUCCCCAUAGGCCGGAUGUACUUGAACAUUGGCGUCGGAAGGCUGACAAAUUAGAACAAAAUUAUAGCAAAAGAUAUGGAACUAUCACGGGAACUGUGGAGGGCAUAGCUCAUGUCUUAAUGUUAAAAGGUCUAAGAAGGCUGGGUAAUGGUGCAUUGGUAAAGGAAUAUGCAAGUCCCAACGAAGAAAUGGACUAUGCAAUUCAGACAACUGUGAACAGCGUUGAAUGUGAAGAUCCUCGAUAUGAAGAAAAGCCGGCGACUCAAAUAUCAGAAGAAUUUCCGAUACACACCCAAGUUUUCUUCCUUGGUAGUCCAUAUUACGGUUGUCCAGGAUUAGUUGUCAAAAAUGCUAAAAGAAAUUUGGCAGUAAAAUUGAUUAUUGAUAUAAAUAAUAGUAGCAUGGCGUCUAAUUUCGGCAAAAAAAUUGCGAAUGAAUUUGAUAGUCGUGUGAAAUAUUAUCCAUCCUUUCAGGUUGCAAAAAGAUUAAGCAUGAGCGGUCUAACUUUGAGUAAAUUAACAGCUAGCUUAUAUGUGAUUUGUAAGUCAACUGAUCAGCGGGUCAACCUUGGACUUAAUUUAAAAUUUGAAGCAAAAAAACAAAAAGUAUUGGGAUAUACAAGAAAGUCACGAGAUUCUGGAUGGGAAUAUAGUGAGAAGGCGAUACAAAUUUUGUCACAAUAUAAGGAAAAAUUCCCUGAAUUCAUUCAAGCUCUUGAAGAGAAGCAUAAAGAUGAAAUUUAUUCUGCUGAAGAUUUUUAUCCUAAAGACGAAGCUGUUUCCAAAGUUCAUGCUAUAAAAGAGUGGUUGAGAACUGUUGAAGUGAGAGAUUUUGAAAAAGUAUCAUUGGAUGCCGAACAAUUGGAUAAGGAGGCAAUAGCAAAAAUAGAACAAGCAGCAGUUGAAUUUACUAACAAGCAAUUUUUUAAAAGACUCGUUGUUCGAAAAGUUCCAAGAGAUGUAUUAUUGAAACCAGCACACUCUUCAACACGUUUACAAGGACAAAAAUUUAGCCUUGGUGAUCGUGUUGUAUUUGUCCAGGAUUCUGGAAACGUCCCGAUUGCAGCCAAAGGUACAGUGGUUGGUGUUGAGAGAAACAAUAUUGAUGUGGUUUUUGACACUUCAUUCAUGAGUGGUUCGACAUUGGGCGAUAGAUGUUCUCUAUAUCGUGGUAUGACUGUACCUGGAUCUGCACUUCUUAACUUAACAGACAUGCAAUUCAUCGAUCACAGUCGAACAAAUCAUAGCAAUGGGAUUAUUGGCUCAAGAUCAAUAAGUUUUAAUUCGAACCACCUGCGAUCAUCUUUAGGGCUGAACGGUCAUUCUAACCACCAUAACUCAUACUAUGGUGGGCGUGUUGGGAAUAGUAAAAAUAACAAUAUGUAUGUAAAUGCGAUAAACGGUUCGCAGAAUGUGAGAGCAAUCAUGAGAGUUCGUAAUGGUAAUAAUGGUAACGUAUCUUUGGGAUCGAAUGGUUAUAUACCUCCUUCAUCAACGUCUUCAUCACAACGAAUGACCUCACAAAUGUAUGGUCUCACGAAUAAAUAUAUACCAGUUCAUACACACAAUCAUUACCGUAGUGCGUUCACCGGAAAUAUAAGAGGUGGAAAUGGGAAUGGCUUUUUUUCGAGAGGUAACGUUGGUGGGCGUGGUGGACAUUUUAGCAAUGGAAUGAACGGUUUUACACCCAGAGGGCGGGGUAGAGAUGAUGGAAAAACAUAA
Cetraspora pellucida is the source of this 4115-nucleotide messenger RNA. Lineage: Eukaryota; Fungi; Glomeromycota; Glomeromycetes; Diversisporales; Gigasporaceae. The record is from the annotation of a GenBank genome assembly.